This is a messenger RNA of Panicum virgatum (switchgrass), 1702 nucleotides long. Its product is annotated as PTI1-like tyrosine-protein kinase 1. Gene Ontology annotation, biological process: protein phosphorylation. NCBI's taxonomy places the organism in Eukaryota, Viridiplantae, Streptophyta, Magnoliopsida, Poales, Poaceae. Gene Ontology annotation, molecular function: protein tyrosine kinase activity; ATP binding. The transcript has 8 exons. The record is from RefSeq and is a predicted model, not a curated record. Bases 274 to 1380 code for a protein of 368 amino acids.
GGGCAGGACACUUGAGUUCCGGCCGGCUCGCCCGCUUGUCUGGUCUGCGGUGGUCCCGCCGCGUCACACCGCGGUCGCACCCCUACUUCCGCCCCGCUCCACCCCCCCCCCCCCCCCCCCCCCCCCAGUUCACUCGAGCACGCAUCGGCAGCGCGCCGUCCUCCUGCUCCGUCCUCCUCCGCCGCCGCCGUCGCGGAAGGGAAGGAUCCGUCCCUCCGACCGGGCUUCGGUUGGUCUCGCCCUCGCCGGGGUGAGAGGUGACGGGACGGCGGUAUGAGGCAGUGGUUAUGUUGUAACUGCCAAGUUGAUGACGAGGAAGAUGGCCGUGGCAAGGAGCAAUCCAAAGUUCAGAGCAAUAAGAUAGACCCGAAGCAGAAGUCUUCAAAGCCUCCUGUUAGUCAACCUGAGCCAGAGAUUUCCCCUCCUACAAUUGAUGUCCCUGACUUAUCAUUGGAUGACUUGAAAGAAAAGACUGAUAAUUUUGGAUCCAGUGCUCUGAUUGGUGAAGGAUCUUAUGGACGAGUAUAUCAUGCCACUUUGGAUGAUGGGAGGCAAGCAGCUGUUAAAAAACUUGAUGCAUCUGAAAAUGAACCUAAUGAUGAGUUCUUGAAACAGGUCUCACUGGCAUCAAAGCUAAAACAUGAAAAUCUUGUUGAGAUGUUGGGUUACUGUGUGGAGGGAAAUUACCGUAUACUAGCAUAUGGAUUUGCAACCAUGGGUUCUCUUCAUGAUGUUUUGCAUGGAAGAAAAGGCGUCCAGGGUGCACAGCCUGGGCCUGUGCUUGACUGGAUGCAAAGGGUCAAAAUUGCUAUUGAGGCUGCAAAAGGUAUAGAAUAUCUGCACGAAAAGGUUCAGCCCUCAAUCAUCCAUCGGGACAUCAGAUCAAGCAAUGUACUGCUGUUUGAGGAUUUCAAGGCAAAAAUUGCGGACUUCAAUCUUUUGAACCAAGCACCAGAUAUGGCAGCUCGCCUCCAUUCAACUCGUGUAUUGGGAACUUUUGGAUAUCAUGCACCAGAAUAUGCUAUGACUGGCCAGCUGACACAGAAAAGUGAUGUCUACAGCUUUGGUGUAGUCCUUUUAGAACUUUUGACUGGUAGGAAACCAGUAGAUCACACAAUGCCUCGGGGACAACAAAGUUUAGUCACUUGGGCUACUCCAAGAUUAAGUGAAGACAAGGUCAAGCAAUGUGUAGAUCCCAGGUUGAAGGGAGAAUACCCUCCAAAGGGAGUUGCUAAGCUCGCUGCAGUGGCAGCUCUAUGUGUGCAAUACGAAGCAGAGUUCAGGCCCAACAUGAGCAUUGUUGUGAAGGCGCUUUCUCCUCUCCUCCAACAAAGACCCGCACCUGCCCCAUCAGAGCCAGCCACGGAACCUGCAAGCUGAGGCCAAGUCGCAUGCGAUGGGACCUGUGAAGGCAAAAGCCAUAUCGGAAUCAGGCUAUCAGCACAUUCUGUGUGUAAUUGAGAAUAUUUUGGAUGUUCAUUUUGUAGCGUUCCCAAUCAGAUAAAUCAUACAUGAAGUUACCCCUGCCGUUUGUGGCCACCUAGGUUCGCCGCUUGAUAUAGCCGCGGUACAAUGGUAUGUGGUAGGAUUGAAGUUCUCUUUUCCCUUAUUAACCAACUCCGUAGAUUUAAGGAAUUCGCCAUGUUUGGAUGAAUAGAUGAUUUUCGGUCUGCGGCACUAUAUCGCUGCUACUUUGAUUUCU